AUGCCAUGUUUCAGUCUGGUUCUCGUAUGCACGACAUCGUCAGGAUCAUUUCUUACGCCUUUCAUGUGGAAUCUCCUACUGAUCUCAUUAUGUACAUUAUAUGCUGUAAAAACUCGAAAUCUACCUGAAAACUUCAACGAGGCAAAAUUUAUAGGAUUUACUAUGUAUUGUACCCUUGUCGUCUGGAUAGCGUUCGUCGUACUGCAUAUGGGCACAGUGAACAAGGCGCUGACGAUGAGUUUCUCGUUCUCACUCUCCGCUUCAAUACCUCUGUUAUUGUUGUUCUUUCCCAAACUCUAUAUUAUUAUACUACACCCGGAGAAAAAUGUACGAGCUUCUUAUACAACCACCAAGUUGAUACGGAGUUCCACAAAGUCUUCGAGUCUGGCAGGUGCUGCGACUGGUGCUGGGAUAACGCGAACUGCUUCGGUUCAUGUACCAGCCGUCACCAAACCAUCACCGGGUCUUGUUGAUAGCUCUACACAAACUGAA
Messenger RNA from Cooperia oncophora, 492 nucleotides. NCBI's taxonomy places the organism in Eukaryota, Metazoa, Nematoda, Chromadorea, Rhabditida, Trichostrongylidae. The record is from the annotation of a GenBank genome assembly.